CAAAGGUUUUAGUCGACUGGUCUAAGUUGAUCAUAUUGGUGAGCGUUGUCCUGUAUGUCAUUUCUAUUGCAAAGAGAGGAACACUUUCGAACAAACGGACAAGGACAAAACUAUCACAACAGAGGGAUACCAACACAGAGAAAGGGGACCAUCACACAACAGCACAGCAUUUUACUACAAGUAUGGAUUGUGAAAAAUUCAGUCGCUUACUCCAGUCUGAAAAUUUGGGAGAAUUUGCAGAUUCUCUGUUUAAGACUGAUGAUUGUCAAAGCAAGGAGGAGGAUGCUUCCAAGAAUUCACCAAAACCCAGAAUGGAGACUUCGAGACUCAAAGGGAAAUGUAAACAAACGCAGACCUUGUCAGAAAUGACUGACCAGCAGUUAGAGCAGUACAAACAUUCACCCGAGACGGAGCUGGCAGAUCUAGUAUGUAGUGCCUGCAAGACAGACAACUCCUCAGAGCUCAAGGAUUAUUUAGAGGUUGUGAUAGCUAAGUUGGCAAACAGUGAUUAA
This is a messenger RNA of Saccostrea cuccullata (small rock oyster), 512 nucleotides long. RefSeq lists its product as uncharacterized. The transcript is spliced from 3 exons. The record is from RefSeq and is a predicted model, not a curated record. NCBI's taxonomy places the organism in Eukaryota, Metazoa, Mollusca, Bivalvia, Ostreida, Ostreidae. The coding region runs from base 183 to 512 and encodes 109 amino acids.